Messenger RNA from Corticium candelabrum, 1271 nucleotides. RefSeq names its product MYG1 exonuclease-like. Lineage: Eukaryota; Metazoa; Porifera; Homoscleromorpha; Homosclerophorida; Plakinidae. The coding region runs from base 141 to 1157 and encodes 338 amino acids. The record is from RefSeq and is a predicted model, not a curated record. The transcript is spliced from 7 exons. Gene Ontology annotation, cellular component: nucleus; cytoplasm.
CGGCGGUCUGUUGGCAUCAUCAAAAGGUGAGCGGGAGACACACGUUGCUAGGAGACAUUGACUAGAUGAAUGAAUAGCGGCAUCUCACAGAUAGAGAUCUUCAUGUCGGUUGUUCCUUCUACACAUUCUUUUUAACUACCAUGGCUGAAUCUGCUGCAAAGAGACCCAAAUGUGUUAUUGGAACACACAAUGGCAAAUUUCACUGUGACGAAGUGUUGGCAUGUAGACUGCUCACGACUCUUCACGAGUAUCAACAUGCUGAAAUUGUGAGAUCACGAAGUCCCGAAAAACUCGAUGAGUGCGACAUAGUCGUUGACGUCGGAGGAGUGUACGAUCCAGAACGGCAUCGAUACGACCAUCACCAAAGGUCUUUCAAUGGCACCAUGAACUCUAUCAAUCCGAAGUAUCCUUGGACGACAAAACUGAGCAGUGCUGGUUUAGUCUACUUGCACUUUGGUCGUCGAGUCAUCGGGCAAAUUAUCGAAGAAGACGAAAAGUCAAGCGUCGUUGAUGUGAUCUACAAGAAAGUUUAUGAAAACUUUAUUGAAGAAAUCGAUGCUGUUGAUAAUGGAAUCACACAGUGUGAUGAGAAACCGAGGUAUAGGCUGUCGACUACCAUUAGCUCGAGGGUUGGCUUCUUGAAUCCGCCGUGGAAUGUAAAGAACUUAGAUGAAAGGAAACAAUUUGACUUGGCUAUGGAAUUAGUUGGAGCCGAGUUCGAAGAGCGAGUGCACAGCUAUCACAAAAUAUGGCUGCCAGCGAGAGAUCUAGUCAAAGCAUCAGUAGAGAAACGACAUGAAGUUGAUUCGAGUGGUGAAAUUAUUGUAUUAGAACAGUGUGGCUGCCCGUGGAAGGAGCAUCUCUACGAUCUUGAAGACGAAAUGGGCAUCGAGGGUAUCAUCAAAUUUGCUCUCUUUGGAGACUCGAAUGGCGCUUGGAGAGUCCAGUGUGUGCCAGAGAAAUCACAAAGCUUUUCUAACAGGUUGUCACUGAAGAAAGAGUGGUGUGGACAUCGCGACGAGGAGCUUAGUCGAUUGAGUGGUAUUCCUGGCUGUGUCUUCGUUCAUGCAAAUGGAUUCAUAGGAGGAAAUGAAUCGAGGGAGGGAGCCCUCAAGAUGGCGCAAGAAACAUUGUAUGCUGCUAGAAAAGAAAGCUAGUGUAGGUUGGCAUUUUAGCGUGAUAAUGUAACAUGUACACGAAUAUGCUAUUUGUCUGUACUCUUUGCUUUGCUUUGGGCCAUGGAGUAUGCUGUGUUUUCUGCAUGGUCAAAC